This is a messenger RNA of Aureobasidium melanogenum CBS 110374, 1668 nucleotides long. RefSeq names its product UDP-glucoronosyl and UDP-glucosyl transferase. Lineage: Eukaryota; Fungi; Ascomycota; Dothideomycetes; Dothideales; Saccotheciaceae. The record is from RefSeq and is a predicted model, not a curated record. Gene Ontology annotation, molecular function: UDP-glycosyltransferase activity. The transcript is spliced from 2 exons. Bases 1 to 1668 code for a protein of 555 amino acids.
AUGGAAGAGUCAUCAGUGCAUCCCCCUCGGAAGAUUCUUUUAGUGGUGACCACUGGCGGCUUCACUCAUGCUGCCCCUGUACUCGAGAUUGGUAGAGCACUCGCCAGUCGUGGACACAAAAUCGAGUUCGCUACACUAGAAGGACAGGAGCAUUGGGUCGCGAAACACGAAUACAGCUUUGUGACCGAGGUCCACUUUCUGGGGCCAAGUCCGACGAAGGAACAACUCGAUGGCCAUUACAGACGUAUGCAGCAAUGGGACAUCUCAAAAGGCAUCGGUCAGGCGAUGGAAUCGAAGUAUCUAUGGGAUUCAUGGUGGCCAAAGACUUAUCAUGGACUGAAGGCGAUCAUGAAUGACUCUACAACUCGGCCGGACAUGAUGAUUGCUGAUUUCUUCGCCGAGGCUGUUACCGACAUUCAUGUUGAGUACAAGUUGCCUAUUGCCAUGGUGACGCCGAAUAUGCCUGCUUUCAUGAUGCCUUGUUCCUACAUCCCUGGUCAGCCUGGAUUCCAGCUUGAAGGAACUACUACCUCAGAACAUGCCUCCCUCUGGUUGCGCAUUCGCAAUGAGCUAUUCUUCUUACCAGACUUGCCAGCGAUCCUCGAAAUGUUCAGACGAACGAAAAAGAUGCGCAACGAGAAUGGCGUAACUCGCCCUCCUCAUAAGCCAGUCAAGCCAGACUAUCUCGUGUUUGUCAAUUCGUUCUUCGGCCUGGAAAUUCCACGAGAUCUUCCGCCUACCUGUGCUCCUGUUGGACCUCUUUUAUCUCCCACAUAUCCGCCUCUCGAUAUUUUGUACGAGACCUUUUUCGAAUCCCACAAGAAAGUGCUGUACAUCGCUUUAGGUACACACAUUGUUCUUCAAACCAAAGACACUGUCAAAAUUGUUGAAGGCGUCUUUCGUCUCAUGGAAGAGGGGUUCAUAGAUGGUGCGAUCUGGGCCAUCGCCGAACACGGACGAAGAGACCUCAGUAGGGAUCGGACAUUCCAUCGCGAUUCAGGCUUCAGCCUUGGCCAACUGCUCGACAACAGCCACUCGCAUUUCUUGUUCUCGACCUUUGCACCUCAACGAGCGAUCCUUGACCACAAGUCGGUAGUCUUAUACUUCACACAUGGCGGCGGCUCCAGCGCCAACGAAGCACUCUACCAUGGCAUGCCCAUGAUCUCAAUGGGCUUCUUCGCGGAUCAGAUCGCCAACACCGCACGACUCGUCGAAGCUGGAGUUGCAGAGUCUCUGAACAAAUUCCGAUUCACAUCUGAUGAGCUAUAUGCCAAGGCGAAACAGAUACUCCAGGCAGGUGACAAAGGCUCAUACCAGCGUAACGUUCUACGUCUCAAGCGCAUUGCUCAUGUUGCUGCUCGCAGAAAAGAACAUGCUGCGGAUCUGGUAGAGGAGGUUUUGUAUGAUAACGAGUUGAGACUUGAUGAUAUGGGUACUUGCGAGCUGCGUCCUAUGCACCUGCAGACGGCUGAUAUGCGCAUGCCGGCUUACAAAGCCAAGAAUUGGGACCUUUAUGCUAUUGGCGUGUUGUCUAUAGUGGGCUUUGUAGGCUUGAGUGGGCUGACUGGAAGGUUGGUGUGGAGCCGACGAAAUUGGAUGAGUACAAACCUUCGAGCAACCGCCCCAGAUAGCUGGUCCUGGUUGAAAGCCUGGUUUGAAAUCCCUUAG